Papilio machaon (common yellow swallowtail) is the source of this 1208-nucleotide messenger RNA. RefSeq lists its product as uncharacterized. The record is from RefSeq and is a predicted model, not a curated record. Lineage: Eukaryota; Metazoa; Arthropoda; Insecta; Lepidoptera; Papilionidae. The transcript has 3 exons. Bases 103 to 567 code for a protein of 154 amino acids.
CGUAAUUAAAUCGGUCGCGAUAUUGUUGCACAGUGAUGAUAAAUCAGUGUCCUUCGCUAAACGAAACAGUUUAUCUAAAGGUGCUCGCUAAGUGACGUGAAAAUGGCGGAACAACAAGGAGGUGUAGGCUCUCAAAUCGGUAAAGCUAUUACGAAAAAGCUAUCCGAUUCUCUCAAGAAUAUGGAUGUAUUAGGAUUACUACAGAAUUUAGUAGCCAUGACUCCAGAGGACGAGGAAUCCGAAGAAAUAAGAGGAAAACUACAAGAUGUUAUGAAACAAUAUAACGAUAUGCCUGAAGACGAAAAGGUUUUAUUCGCGAAUCAAUUGAAAGAUGCGUUAGCAACAAAGUUGCAGGCUAAGUUGGAUAAUACUCCUUUUGAUCUGAGCGGAGUGGACGCAGCGAUCAGCCGGGCUAUUUAUGUACAAGUGGUAUUGUACGGGCUUGCAGCUUUGUUUUUAUUAAUACUUAUCGUAUUCUUCGGCUACAAAUUGUACAAGUCAAUAAAAGACAAAGAACUGAAACGGGAGGAAAAGAAGAAAGCUAAGCAGAUGAAAAAGAAGAAAUAAAAACCUUUUUUUUACAAACGACGAUUAAGUUACUGAAGCUAACAAACGACAAGUUGCCUGAAAUAUUAUGAACGGAUAUUGAUUUUAGUUAUGUCAUCGGCAAAUCGCGAAUACCGUUACUUUGUAAUUUGCUUAGGCAAAUUUGGAAUAGGAAAAUUACAUGUUGAAUUAAUGUACAAAAUUAUGUUUUGUCAAUUUGUAAAAAUCCGUCAUUCAUCAGCGCGACUCUUCGGCUUUUACCAAUUUCUAUGCAGUCGCAAGCGUUUCGUCUAAUGACUGUGCUUGCUGGAGACCUCAUUUAAGUCCACGUUCCCUUUCCAACUUUUUUUUAUAAAGAUGGGACAUUUAGAUGGAUUUAACAGAGAAGUAGACGCUUAGGAAGCAGAAAUAGACUUUCUGUCUGCCACCCUUCUUUGUCGAAUUCAAUUAAAAAAAAACAAAAUGCCGCGGGCUAAAAAGCACUGAUGUCAAUGCAACCCCUGGGCAAAUCAUAAAUAGGAGGGAUUCACGAUCUGCCGGUGACAUAAUAAUUGCAUAUUUUACUAAGUAUAGUUAAAAGUUUAUUUUUAUAUUUUAGUUAUUGACUUUUGGCAGCUACAAAAACCUUUAAAAAAAAACGCAUUGCUCUCUCCAUAAUAUUU